Molecule: messenger RNA, 480 nt
Organism: Cicer arietinum (chickpea)
Lineage: Eukaryota; Viridiplantae; Streptophyta; Magnoliopsida; Fabales; Fabaceae
Source: RefSeq, a predicted model, not a curated record
AUGGUAGCUGAUGACUUAGGUUCAGAUGAUGUACUACUAAUGGUUAUCACUAAUUCAGACGACGAUUGCCCAAAAUUGUGGUAUCUUGACACAUGUUGUUCUAAUCAUAUGAAUGAAUAUAAGGAGUGGUUUGUAAGCAUUGAUAAGAAGGUGAAAAGAGAGAUCAAAUUUGCAGACAAUAUCACAAUGACAACUGAAGAUGUUGUCAAGGUACUGAUUCAAAAGAGAUAUGGCAAACAAUCGUUCAUUUGUGAUGUGUUGUAUGUGUCAAACAUGAAGAACAACCUGUUGAGUCUUGGACAAUUGCUGGAAAAAGGAUACUCUAUGAAGAUGGAAAAUGGGCAAGUGAAGAUGUUUGAUAGUUCAAAGAGGCUUGUCUUGAAGGCACCAUUGUCCAAGAACAGAACCUUCAAGAUUGAGAUUCAAAUCAGAGAGAAUCAAUGCUUGACUGCUGAAAUAAGAAGUGAAAAUUGGCUGUAG